AUGCAAUGGAAGGUUAAAGAGUCCCUCUCAAGAAGGCAGUUAAUUAUGAUGAGUGACAAGGAUCAUGAGACAGUUGCGGCGGCGUGCCCCACCGGAAACCCCAUCGACGACUGCUGGCGAUGUGGCCCCAAUUGGGCAUCCAACCGCCAGCAGUUGGCCUCUUGUGGCUUCGGUUUUGGCCGUGAUGCACUCGGCGGCCAAGGCGGCCCUGUCUACAUUGUCACUGACUCGUCCGAUGAUGAUGCCUCCUUGAAUAAGCCCGGCACGUUCCGGUAUGGUGUGUCCUUAAAUCAACCUCUUUGGAUCAUCUUCUCAAGUGAUAUGACUAUAAGGCUGAAGGACAAGCUAAUGAUGAGUAGCUUCAAGACCAUCGACGGCCGUGGUGCAGACAUGGUUACUUCCACAUCGUUGUGGACUUCGGGCAUGCAAGUGACAGUGGCAUUGAACCAUUUUGAUGAAGGGUUGGAGCAGAGGAUGCCGAGGUGCAGACAUGGUUACUUCCACAUCGUCAAUAACGAUUACAUGGAAUGGGGGAUGUAUGCCGUUGGUGGGAGCGCAAACCCAACAAUAAACAGUCAGGGGAACCGGUACAUGGCGCCAGCAAACCCGAACGCAAAAGAGGUGACAAGGAUAUUGGACGACACAAUAGGAGACAGUGAGUGGAUGAAGUGGGAUUGGAGAAGUGAGGGGGACAUAUUGGUUAAUGGAGCCUUCUUUGCCCCCUCAGGGGAUGGUUCUGGGGUUAAGUAUGCACUGGCAUCUAGUACUGACCCCAAGUCAGCUAUGAUAAUUGAUCAGUUGACCAUCAAUGCCGGUGUAUUGGGUCCCACCAUUGGUGGCAGUGGGCCAUUGACCGGUACCGGGACUGGUGUAGGAGCAGCUGCGGGUUCGGGCACAGGUGAGGGUUGGGGAAUACCAUUAGUUGGACGAACUGUUUAUGGCGGCAGUGUUACUGCACCAUUGCCACCCUCCAUUUUCUUUUCUUUUCUAAUGGUUAUACUAUGUCAUCUUUACGUUUGUAUCCUUUAA
Macadamia integrifolia is the source of this 1029-nucleotide messenger RNA. Its product is annotated as probable pectate lyase 13. The transcript has a single exon. The coding region runs from base 1 to 1029 and encodes 342 amino acids. NCBI's taxonomy places the organism in Eukaryota, Viridiplantae, Streptophyta, Magnoliopsida, Proteales, Proteaceae. Gene Ontology annotation, molecular function: pectate lyase activity. The record is from RefSeq and is a predicted model, not a curated record.